AUGGCAUCCCAAUCAUCUACAGGUAUGUAUUUAACUGUAGAUGCUCAUUAUAGUGGACUAUUUUCCCCAAAUCCGUUGAAAUACUUAGACCCCGAAAAAAUAACAGUGUGUGAUGUUGAUUUUGGAGGAUUUACAUACAAAGAUUUUCUUUUGUGGCUUAGGAAUUUAACCAAUGGAAGUUGUGAUAAUGUGUACUAUUGUAGUAGAAAGGAAACCUUGGGUGAGGGUAUUAUAAGAAUCGAUAGUGAUGCUGAUUAUUGGGAGUUUGUUGAAGCUACUUAUACUCCUGAAGCUAAGUUGGAUGUCUACAUUAACCACCAAAAUGAUCCAAUCCUUGAUUAG
Messenger RNA from Lactuca saligna, 342 nucleotides. The record is from the annotation of a GenBank genome assembly. NCBI's taxonomy places the organism in Eukaryota, Viridiplantae, Streptophyta, Magnoliopsida, Asterales, Asteraceae.